GGCCAGAGGCGGGGGGGACGGGGCCAGAGGCGGCCUAGACAGGGCCAGGCUGUUAGGGUCGACGAGUUGGCGGCCUGUUGUGUAAGCCUCAGUCCUUGUUUUCCCCGGCCUGGCUCGUUGUGAAGCCGGACACAUCCACCCUUGGAUUCAAUUCAAGAGGCUGCUGCUUUUCUCCAUGCCCCUCUUGGAUUUUCUGGAUUUUUGAAAACCCAGUGGCCCAGGAGGAGGAGGAGGAGGAAGGAGGAAGGAGCAGAUCUGCAGAGGAAUGUGAGAGCCUCCCAAGGCCUGAGGAACCAGAAGGAGCUGGGAGCCAGAGCUGCCCAGGGUUUCUGGAACAGUGGUUUCUGAGUGAUUCUCUUCUAUUUUAGAACAUUGUUCCAGUGGAAAGUGUCAAGCGAAUUCUUGCCCUCUCAGAGCUGAUUUCUUGGAGUCACUUGACUUUUCUUCUGGGAGUGGGAGGAAGGAGAGACUCCCUGAUCUGGGGCAGCCGAGGGAAGAGAGGGUGAUUAUGGACAUGAUCCCUCCCUGAUCACAGCAGUGUUCUGGGAGAUCUAAUAAUAAUAGGGCAGUUCAUGGGCAAUGGGCAUUGCUUUGGAUAGUGGGAGGCUGGACAGCAUCUGUGGCUGCUGAGACCCCAGCUUAGGUGCUGAGAGACUGAGUUGUUGUGACAGGCCUUGAGCUGCUAGUGCAUUCUCGGUUCUGGGCAGGACCCUCUCCUCUUCUUUUUCAACCACGGGGCCAGCCAUGGCGCUGAAAGGCCGAGCUCUCUAUGACUUCCGCAGCGAGAACAAGGAGGAAAUCAGCAUCCAGCAGGAUGAGGAUCUGGUUAUCUUCAGUGAGACCUCGCUGGAUGGCUGGCUGCAGGGCCAGAACAGCCGCGGUGAGACAGGGCUCUUCCCUGCCUCUUAUGUGGAGAUCAUCCGUUCUGGUGCCAGCUCCAACCACAUCAACUAUUCCAGCAGCCCAGGCUCUCUGGGCACCCAGGUGAGCUUGUACGACAGUUCCGGAGUGGCCAGUCCUUCCAGGAGUGGUGGUGGCGGUGGCUUCCUCUCACACCAGGGCAGCUUCGAGGAGGACGAGGAUGAUGACUGGGAUGACUGGGAUGAUGGAUGCACGGUGGUGGAAGAGCCUCGGGCCGGUGGGCUGGGCACCAACGGGCACCCCCCUCUCAACCUCUCCUACCCUGGUGCCUACCCCAGCCAGCACAUGGCCUUCCGGCCCAAGCCACCCCUGGAGCGGCAGGACAGCCUGGCAUCUGCCAAACGUGGCAGCGUGGUGGGGCGUAACCUCAACCGUUUCUCGUGCUUCGUGCGCUCUGGGGUGGAGGCCUUUAUCCUGGGUGAUGUGCCCAUGAUGGCCAAGAUCGCCGAAACAUACUCCAUUGAAAUGGGCCCUCGUGGCCCCCAGUGGAAGGCCAACCCCCACCCGUUUGCCUGUUCAGUGGAGGACCCCACCAAACAGACCAAAUUCAAGGGCAUCAAAAGCUACAUCUCCUACAAGCUCACACCUACCCAUGCUGGCUCACCAGUCUACCGCCGCUACAAACACUUCGAUUGGCUCUAUAACCGCCUGCUGCACAAGUUCACUGUCAUCUCUGUGCCCCACCUGCCGGAGAAGCAGGCCACAGGCCGCUUCGAGGAGGACUUUAUUGAAAAGCGGAAGCGUCGGCUCAUUCUCUGGAUGGACCACAUGACAAGUCACCCUGUGCUGUCCCAGUAUGAGGGCUUCCAGCAUUUCCUCAGCUGCCUGGAUGACAAGCAGUGGAAGAUGGGUAAACGCAGGGCAGAGAAGGAUGAGAUGGUGGGUGCUAGCUUCCUGCUCACCUUCCAGAUCCCCACGGAGCACCAGGACCUGCAGGAUGUGGAGGACCGUGUGGACACCUUCAAGGCCUUCAGCAAGAAGAUGGACGACAGUGUCUUGCAGCUCAGCACCGUGGCAUCAGAGCUGGUGCGCAAGCAUGUGGGGGGCUUCCGCAAGGAAUUCCAGAAGCUGGGCAAUGCCUUCCAGGCCAUCAGUCAUGCCUUCCAAUUGGACCCUCCCUUUAGCUCCGAGGCCCUCAAUAGUGCUAUUUCUCACACGGGCCGUACCUAUGAAGCUGUUGGUGAGAUGUUUGCUGAGCAGCCCAAGAACGAUCUUUUUCAGAUGCUCGACACCCUGUCUCUCUACCAGGGCCUGCUUUCCAACUUCCCUGACAUCAUCCACCUGCAGAAAGGCGCCUUCGCCAAGGUGAAGGAGAGCCAACGCAUGAGUGACGAGGGCCGCAUGGCACAGGACGAGGCCGAUGGCAUUCGUAGGCGCUGCCGCGUGGUGGGCUUCGCCCUGCAGGCUGAAAUGAACCACUUCCACCAGCGCCGCGAGCUCGACUUCAAGCACAUGAUGCAGAACUACCUGCGCCAGCAGAUCCUCUUCUACCAGCGGGUAGGCCAGCAGCUGGAGAAGACAUUGCGCAUGUAUGACAGCCUCUGAUCCUGGGUACCCGCCCCCACCCUGCCCCCGAGCCUGGUCACUGCAGCACAAUCCGCUCUAGACCUCACUGCACCAGCAGUGGCUGGGAGGGGCUAGGGUGGGCUCUGGAGGGGUCCUGGGGACCCCUGGGGAAGUCUCCUAGCCCUUCGAGGUAGGGGCACAGAAGGGGUGAGAGUGGGGUCAGGAACCUUCUAGGCUGAGGUCUGGGCUGCUGGUCAGUUGCUUGAGGCCGGGCCACAGUCUUAGCCUCCCCUAGAGCCUACAGGACUUUCUCACCUGGCUACCACCCCCUUGUUCAUUCAGCAGGCCUCAGGGCCUGCUGCAGCUCCGGGUCAAAUGCUGGCCCCUGACCCCCACCCUGCGGCUGUGACAUUCCUGCCCUCAGGGAGUCCCCAGUAGAGGUGGGGUCAGACACAGAAACAGACCAUUCUGCAACGCAGAAUGACUGAUGGUAAAUAAGGGGCUCCUCCUGGGAGCUUAGAGGAAGAACCACUCAUGCUGUUGGUCAGGGAAGGCUCCAUAGAGUAGGUGACAUUUGAAUAGUGUUUUGGAGAGUGACAAAGACCUGCGAGACAGUAAAUGGGGACAGUAGAUGAAAGGUGGGAGGGAAGACAUUCAGAAGAGAGGAAUAGCAUGGGCAAAAGUGGGGAGGCAUGAAAACACCCCCUCCUCCCACCCUUACUUUUCCCAAGUAAGCUUGGUGCCCCCUCAGUGAAGAUUCUGGACUGUGUGACAGAGGGGAGGGAUCAUCUUGCUCUCAUGUCCCUGUCCCUGUCUCACCUUGUUCCCUCUGGAGGAGCUGAGGGCCAACUCCCUUCUGACACCCCAUUCACCCUCUGAGCCUCCAUUACCCCUUGAUUAGGGGACCAUGCAGCAUUUUACCCUGGGCUCAAGGUGCUGAGACAGGCCCUGACCCCAGGACAUUGGUGGCACCUUCCUGGAGAGGACACCCAGAAGUUACCAGUUAUUUGAGUUCACCAGCAAUAGCUCUUCACAUUCCGAGCAGGCUUGGGCCCCGGGCUUCCUGGGUCCUCAGCCCCAGUGACUCCCAGAACCUUUCCUGUUGCACAGAGGGAAGGCCAAGGGGAGAAAGACGGGGUGACUUGCCCAUUGCCCCAGAAGCCCCAGGCCUGCGCACCCUCGGCCAGCCUCACUGUGAUGUUAGCCCCAGCUCCCUCCCUAGCCAGGUCGUGUGCACCCAUGUUUACAACCUCCAGGGGGCUACUCCUUCCCCCUAGGCCUGGGCAUGGGCCAGCUAUGGGAUGGGGGAUCUGACAGGUGCCACUGCCAUCCCCACCUUGGGAGGUCAUGGCCACUCCUGGCUCCUGCUGCUUGAAUCUUUUUUCUUUCUUGUUUUCUUGAUAAACCUUUUGCAAUUAAGAUAACAAAA
Messenger RNA from Suricata suricatta (meerkat), 3856 nucleotides. It is a transcript of the gene SNX33, whose product is annotated as sorting nexin 33. Gene Ontology annotation, biological process: endocytosis; plasma membrane tubulation; intracellular protein transport. Gene Ontology annotation, molecular function: protein binding; phosphatidylinositol binding. The record is from RefSeq and is a predicted model, not a curated record. Gene Ontology annotation, cellular component: plasma membrane; cytoplasmic vesicle. The transcript has 2 exons. Lineage: Eukaryota; Metazoa; Chordata; Mammalia; Carnivora; Herpestidae. Bases 745 to 2466 code for a protein of 573 amino acids.